GAACGAAUUGCUUGAUUAUUCAUAAUAAUUGUUGGAUAUUUCAAUUGUAAAGAGAAAACUAAGAAUAAUAAUUUAUCUAGGUUGAGCGGCGAUACUCCAAGUGACUGAUCUGGAAUUCACGAAUAUUUUGACAUUAAAUUAUUGCUGGUGGCUGACUGAACGCUGUUUAUUUCUGAUCAAGAGAAGAAAUUGAGAAUAUUCAAGAAUUCUUCAACUAUGGGAGGGUCCGGGUCAUCUUCCGCUGAUAUUUUCAUGAGUGAUAGGUCUUCACCGAAUUCUGAGACAUGGGAAGCCCGUUGUCAUAAAAUCAGGUUAAACACAGCUGACAUCAACUUGUUGGUAUUAGAUUACUUGAUCAUUCAGGGAAAUGAACAAGGAGCUCGUACUUUUGCGUCUGAGGCUGGAAUUGAAGACUACUUUAUUCCCGGAAGUAUCCGAGAGCGGAUGGAAGUUUGUGAAUUAAUUCGUGAAGGGUCUAUCAAUUCGGCAAUUUAUCAGCUUAAUGAACUAGAUCCUGAGAUUCUUGACAAAAAUUCUGAGCUUCUAUUUGAACUUUUGCGCUUAAAGCUUAUAGAGCUAAUUCGUGAAGCCAUGAAUCGAGACGAUGCUUCAGACGCUACGAUCGAGAAAUGUCUGACAUUUGCUACUGAAAACUUGGCUCCAAUUGCACCUUUAAAUCCUUCUUUUCUUACUUCACUUGAGUUGACAAUGUCUUUGCUUUGCUUUCCACCCGCUUCUUAUACACCGGCACUAAAGAAUGCGUUGGAUCCUUCCCAGCGCGAACGUGUUGCAAAUCUGGCAAACUUGGCGAUGCUCAAAUCUCAAGGUUUGCCGAAUGAAUCUCGGUUACUUGCCCUAGUCAAUUUUGAAAAUUGGUGUAGGAAACAAGCAGAAAAGCAGUCUGUUCACGUUCCUCCUUUUGCUACAAAUCCCUUAUGAUUACCCUUUUUUAUGAUCGUAUCUGCAUAAUCACUAUAAUAUAUAAAAUUACAAAGCUAUUAUGAAUGUUAAAUGGAUUUACAAUCUAGUAUAUGAGCGUUAAUAAAUGAAUUAUAGUUAACAAAAAUGGCUAUCUAGAAAAGGGUAUAAAAAGAAAAUUAAAUGAUUGAUGCUGCA
Schizosaccharomyces cryophilus OY26 is the source of this 1116-nucleotide messenger RNA. Its product is annotated as proteasome-dependent catabolite inactivation protein. Gene Ontology annotation, cellular component: nucleus; cytoplasm. Gene Ontology annotation, molecular function: protein binding. The record is from RefSeq and is a predicted model, not a curated record. Lineage: Eukaryota; Fungi; Ascomycota; Schizosaccharomycetes; Schizosaccharomycetales; Schizosaccharomycetaceae. The coding region runs from base 217 to 939 and encodes 240 amino acids. Gene Ontology annotation, biological process: proteasome-mediated ubiquitin-dependent protein catabolic process. The transcript is spliced from 3 exons.